Toxotes jaculatrix (banded archerfish) is the source of this 3113-nucleotide messenger RNA. Its product is annotated as amyloid-beta A4 precursor protein-binding family A member 3. Lineage: Eukaryota; Metazoa; Chordata; Actinopteri; Toxotidae. The transcript is spliced from 11 exons. The record is from RefSeq and is a predicted model, not a curated record. Bases 270 to 2453 code for a protein of 727 amino acids. Gene Ontology annotation, molecular function: protein binding; amyloid-beta binding. Gene Ontology annotation, cellular component: dendritic spine; plasma membrane; cytoplasm. Gene Ontology annotation, biological process: chemical synaptic transmission.
GCAGAGGCUGUCUGUUCAACUGCAGAGGCAACAACCACAAGAGUACUGUGCUUUAUAUAAAUAAUGACUUUUUUUAACCUGUUGAAUAUGUAAAAUUACUACAUUUACCGGUGCCGUUGUUGUUAUUAUGACGAAUAAAGCAAAGCCAAAGUUUUGGAAAAGGCUCAAAUCCCAGACCACGUCAACUUAUCUGUCGUGGCACCCUCAGGAGUCUCUGUCUGGGCACAAAGGAACCGAGGAAGACCUAAAUUAUCAGGCUUUCUUAGAAAAUGGACACAGACAUCUGCCCUGCUGAUCAGCCCACCUCUGCACCCUCAGACAUCCAGUGGUCUGACUCUGUCCCUGUUAAUGAAGCUUCUGGUGUUGAAGUCAUCAGACGGACUGUGGCAGCUGUGCCAGGUUCAGAGAUGGAGGAUCUGGAUUCCUACAACCUGAUCGAGCCUCCUCCAUUAGACUGGAGGUCUGAUUCCUCCAGUGAGGUGGGCUCCGCAGAUGACCUGGAUGAACCCAGCUUUGCUCCUUCAGCUGACAGCUUGGACAAGGUCAGUCCAAGUGAACCUGUAUUACUACCUUUGGAUGUGACUGACACAGGGGCUGGACUCAACAUAAACCAGCAGGAGCUGGCGCAAAAUAUUUCAGUCCAGAAUACAGAGGUGGAAGUGGAGGAAGGUGAUGCUGCAAUUGAUGAGGAGGAAGGGGUGAGGGUGGAGGACUUGGAGGGUGUUGGGGAAGACGAGGGGGAGUUAACAUUUAGGGACGUGGAAAAUAUAGUCACUGAAAAGGAAGCUGCUAACAGAAGAUCAGGGGAUGAAGACCACAGCCGCAUCCACACCUUACUCAGCCAGCUCCAGCUGAUGGGUGAAGAGCCCCAUCCUAGCCAUUGGACACCACCUCACCAUCACCACUCCACCUUGUCUGAGCUAGAAGCCUGUGCUCCUUCACUAAUAACAGAUAACAGCACUGAGACCACUGGGUUGCUGUUCUCUGAAAACCACCAGAGAGACCUGCUGGGGCUGCUGCAGUGCACAGAGAUCGGUGCUACACCCCAUCCCACCUGUCUGCCCCACAGAGGAGAGAUGGAUGCUGUAGUGUCAGUGUCCUAUAGUCAAGAGGACACUCAGAGGUUCUGGGAGCAUUAUGGGAAUGGUCAACAUCAACGGCACAGGGACAACUCCCUGGCCUCCCUGCCUGACGAAGAAUAUCCUGAACCAGUGUGGAUGAAGCUGGGUGAGGAGCCUCCAGACGAAGAAGCUGCUGCAGAGAGUGAGCAGAGUGCUGAUGACCAUCCUUCAUAUAAAGAUGUGCCUGGUCCUUGUGACCCUGAAGACCUUCUGGAAGGGGUAAUAUUUGGAGCCAAGUAUCUGGGUUCCACUCAGAUCAAAUCAGAGAAGAACCCGUCUACGAAUGCUCGUAUGGCCCAGGCUCAGGAGGCUGUGGACCGAAUAAAGGCUCCAGAGGGUGAGUCUCAGCCAAUGACAGAAGUGGACUUGUUCAUCUCCACGCAGCGAAUAAAAGUCCUGACUGCUGACACACAGGAAGCAAUGAUGGAUCACGCUCUACAGAUGAUCUCUUACAUUGCCGACAUUGGUGACAUUGUGGUCCUGAUGGCACGAAGGAAACGUAAAGGGCAGGAUGGUGACUCAUCCUCUAACUCUUCCUCUUCGUCGUCGUCCUCGGCGCCACAGAAGAAGUGCCUGAUGAUCUGCCAUGUCUUCUCCUCCGAGGAUGCUCAGAUCAUAGCCCAGGCCAUUGGUCAGGCGUUCGGAGUGGCCUAUCAGCAGUUCCUUCAGGCCAGCGGCAUCAAAGCCAGUGAUCUGAAGCCCGGCGAGUACAGUGACUACCUGGAAAGUCAGGAGCUCUACAACGGAGACCUGGCCCACUUCUCUAACUCUCAGAACCUUAGAGAUGUAGUCAUCACAAAGGCCUCUGGAGAGAUCUUGGGGCUGGCGGUGGUGGAGUCAGGCUGGGGCUCCAUCCUGCCCACUGUGGUGGUGGCCAACCUCCUUCACGGAGGUCCAGCUGAGCGCUGCGGUGAGCUAAGCAUCGGUGACCGCAUCAUGUCCGUCAACGGCACCAGCCUGGUGGGUCUACCCAUCACCACCUGCCAGAACAUCAUCCGGGACCUGAAAAACCAAAAGUAUGUGAAGCUCAGCAUUGUCCACUGCCCUCCGGUCACCAUGGCAAUUAUCAGGAGGCCGGAUCCCAAGUUUCAGCUCGGAUUCAGUGUGGAAGACGGCAUUAUCUGCAGUCUCAUGCGGGGCGGCAUAGCAGAGAGAGGAGGCAUCCGUGUCGGGCACCGCAUCAUUGAAAUCAACGGACAAAGUGUAGUCGCCACACCGCACGAAAAGAUCAUCCAGGUCCUAACAAAUGCAGUCGGAGAGAUUCACUUGAAGACAAUGCCGGCCUCAACAUAUCGUCUCUUAACAGGACAGGACCAGCCAGUGUUUCUUUGAGCUCUUCCUGCUGCAUCAAGGACAAAAAUACUACACAGUGUUCAAGCUAAAUGAACUUUUGCCAAACUCAGAAAAUAUUAUGCAGUUGACCAUACAGCUUAUCAUAAGCUGUUGUCAUACCACCGAAUACAACAAAUUAGUCUAGCUAUAUAUUUUUAAGAUGUAAAGUUAAUUUGCAUAUUGUACAAACAUAUUUUAAAGUGACAGGGAUUGACAUUAGCUCUAAAUUUAUAUUUAUCAAAUAUUUAACAAUGCAGGUUGUAGCUGAGAUGCAAUAAUGCAUACGCGCAAUAUUUUUGGACUUCACUAACUUAUAUGGAGUGAGGUUCAGUUCUCCUAUGAGUCUUCCCGCCUGGUGUGCCUGAGGUAAACAUGCUUGCAGGAGAAACUUUAUUGAAUCAGCACAGAGAGUCUGUGUAUUUCAUUGUGAUGUACUUCCAGUCCCUUACAUACUCACGCAUAUCAACAAGUGUCUCACAAGCUUCUGAGUUCUGUGUUCUGGUUCACUCAUACAGUGCUUCCUUGACUGGGUCUGACAGGAAGUGCAUAUCAUGCACAAUUGACGGUAAUCGCCUUAUUUGAUAGAGAGAUGCUUAUAUUUUAUAUUAUAUAUAGAAUUUGCUGUUUUUGGAUGUUUAUUAAAAUGAUCUGUAAGAUGUC